GAAGCCUGGGAACUCGACUUAUCUCUAAAGUGAGCAGAGAAGGGAAAAGGGGAGAGAGAGGCGUGCAGAGAGAGCGAGCAAGAGCAAUGACGUAAUGAACUCAGGCAGCCAGGCAGGAAACCACAACUCCCAGGAUGCACUCGGAUUUACUGUGGCACUGGACGGGGGAAGGGAAAACUGAGAUUGGAGGGAGAAAAUAAUCACAAACUGAGGUUGUUUCAUAAAUAUACGUUCACAUGCCAAUUUGCGAAAUAAGACAUCGAACGCAACGCUUUCAAAUUCAGAUGUCCUAAUAUGGAAGCAUGACACCUCCUUUCAAGGACCAUGGACACAAAGUAAUCCCUUCCAUGCCACACGUCUUACCGCUCACAAUUACCGGACCAUUGUAACAUUCAACUGUAUGCCCUUUCAUGUAAGGCUGAAGACCUGCGCACAGCAGCACUGAUGCAAGUAACGUGAACAGGAGCACCACGCGGUUGCCCCAAUGCCCCUGAGAUUCCUCCUAAGUGCCAAAGUAAUGAAGCGUCUUGGACAGGAAGGGCCCAGCCUUACCAACCGAUGUCAUUAUCAAGCCUCCACAUUCGUCUACUGGGUCAGAUGAGACAACACAGCGCCCAGGCUUCUCUGUGGAAGGUGGAGGGAGGGAGUCUUUCAGCACACCUGCCUAUCGCUAGACGGCUGUCUCUUCCAGUCGACUCCUGAGGGAAGACCCCCUGUGUAGCUCACUCGGCACACACAACACAGACGCAUUGUUGUAACGCAGUGACUUAAAGAAUCGCCGGUUCGUUGCUUGAAACAUUCACAGCCGGGUCGCCAUCAACGUUUACAGACUGUACACAAAGAAGAUGAAUGGGACUAACAUCAUCCAUGGACAGUAACAGUAACUAAGCGUUGGAAAUACAUUUGACCUUGGACAUUUAGCUUUACAUGCAUACAAGGAGAGAAGAGUGACACUCUGAACGGCUCUUGAACAUAAACCAUGGUGGACUCCACGUCAGCUCCUUGUCGAGUCCAUGACCUCAGCGGCCUAUAGAGGGAACGAUCCGGAAGAGCGUUCUCUGACAAACUCCCACAUAUGCAAUGGAAGGAGACAUUAGUGUUGAAUCACACACUGAGGGUCUGACAUGUUUGUCCCAUGAAUGUAAACCAUUCGAGGAGGUCACGAACGGCCACUCCAUCCACAAGCCGGUGACGAAUGGACUCCCCAUCGGCCAUCGUGUUAAAGAGCAGAGCAAUGGAAACGCUUCGCUGCGUUCACUGCCGAUCUCAGCACUGAAGCAGAAUGGCCUUCUGCAGACCUUGGCUGCGGGAGGGGAGCCUAUGGUGGCAGAGGAGAGCUCUGAGCUGGAGAAGGCCAGGGAGGAAUGGGAGGCAGUGGAGAGCGCCCAGCCAGCGGCCAGCGAAGAGUCGGUGCCGACGCCUCUCAUCUCCUUCAACGAGGCCCUGCAGUACUUUCAGACCACGGACCUCGGGGAGCUCCUGAGGAACAUACAGCCCACCGUUCGUAGGACCGGCCUGGCCGCCAUCACACACUUCUUCUUCGGACCCCCGCGGCUGCACAGAGAGCUCCUGGAGGAGAGGGACCUUGUGUUUGCCAUUGCACAAUGUUCUCUAGACAACAGCCAGGCGGUGCACAUGCGUGUCCUCCAGACCAUCUACAAGAGGCUGGUGGGCGGCCGGCUGGACUGCGCUCGCUACGGAGACCACUGGGAGAACAUCGGCUUCCAGGGUACGGACCCGGCAACUGACCUGCGUGGGACGGGCUUCCUAGGCCUGAUGCACACGCUGUACUUCGUCAUGGACCCGGAGACUCUGCCGUUGGCCCGGGACAUCUACAAGCUCUCCCAGCACCCCACACAGAAUUUCCCCUUCAGCGUGAUGUCAAUCAACAUGACCCGCAUCGCCCUGCAGGUGCUGCGGGAAGAAGCCCUCUCAAAGGAGUGUAACCGGCGGCAGCAGGUGGUGGGGGUGCUGAACGAGUUCUACGUGGCCACGUAUCUGCACCUGUUCCAGCUGUGGAAGACCCAGCAGAAGACCAUCUCUGACUCCGGCUACGUGCUUAAAGAGGUGGAGCUGUUUGCCAAGAAGAACCCCAAGCAGAUGAUGCGGCGGCUGGAGGUCUUCCUGAAGGAGCAGCGGGCGGGGGCGGGGCCGCGGGGGCCGUCGCCGGACCCCCAGGGCCAGCAGGGGGGCUCCCCCAGCCUGGGAGGAGCCAGAACGGGACCAGGGUCGGGAUCAGGGCAGGGCAGCAAGGAGAAGCAGAUGCACUUCACUGGAGUAUGUGAGCUACCCCCGGACAUGGAAGGAGAGGCCAGACUCAUCUAAGAUAGGCUGUGUGUGUGUGUGUGUGUGUGUGUGUGUGUGUGUGUGUGUGUGUGUGUGUGUGUGUGUGUGUGUGUGUGUGUGUGUGUGUGUGUGUGUGUGUGUGUGUGUGUGUGUGUGUGCCCCACUCAGCCCUAAUUACCCAGGCGCUUCUAGCAGACUUCCCCCCCCUGACCCAAGCUGUGUAUGUGUGUGUGUGUGGGGGGGGGGGGAUGGACAGCCCCAUGUCCAUCAAUGUAAUCUGGCUCUAUGAACGAGACGGUGGGGUUGGCAGUCGCAGGGCUGAUGCCGACCAAUCCACACAAGAUGAUCCACAACUACAGCUACCACGGCAACAACACAAAAUAAAACUAAGAGGAAAACAGAUGUUUUGCUUAUCGGGUUUAGCCGCUGCCUAAAGGCCGUCGUGGGCUGCUCUGUCUCCGUCAGGCCGGUGGCAUCCCGCCGUGGGCGGCCAGACAGACAGACAGACGGACGGCACUGUGCUGGGUGCACUUUGUUUGGUGGAGGAGGGGGUUGCAUUCCCUGCUGUAAUGCAUUCUUAGUGAGGGUGUUUUUAGAAGAAUUUAGAAAAAUAUGAGGUCCGGUCGAGGCCAGUCUCCCGGGAGUUGGAUAAGAAUAGGUGUUGAUUAGAGAUUAACGGGGUCGAAGAAAACUAUAAUCUAUAAAUGUAUAUAUAAAUAUUACGCAUAAAUAUAUAUAAAAAAUAUAUAUAUAAAUAUAUGUAUAUUUUAAAUGAUCUAAGGAUGAGUAAUAUUGAGGAUCCUUUGCAAAGGGACAGCGCAUCCCUAAAGUUACCUAAAAUAGUUUAAAAGGCAGCCCAGAGCUUCAAUGGGGGUGGGGGGUCUUCUCUAACAGACACUCUGGUCCUCCCUGAACGUCGGAAGGUCCUCCCUUAAUGUCAGAAGGUCCUCCCUUAACGUCAGAAGGUCCUUACAAACGCUGCCCAUGGCGUCAGCGGCGUAGGUAGGUCUAGCGUAGCGAUAGCCUAGCGAUAGCGUAUGUGCUUGCCUCGGCCCCAGAGGGCCGGGCCAACCUUCUGCUAUUUGAGCUGUCUUUACAUUCCGAGCAUGUGACAGUGUGUGCGGUUGCAAAAAUGCAGUGUGUGCAUGUGUGUGUGUGUGUGUGAGUGAGAGAUGGAUGAAACGAACAAGCUGAUAUCGGACGCAGGGGGCCUCUCAUAAGAGACGUGUGGUACGGUAUGCAAUCCCAGCUCUCCCUCAAUGAUAAUCAACACAAGAAAAAAACGACAGUGCUGUGUGACGAUCGACUUCGUUCCUAACUUCAGGGUUUGUGUGCAUGAGCCAGUGAACGAGUGCGUGCGUGUGUGUGUUUUAUGUGUGUGUGCGUCACACGACAGGAACUGACAACAGAUGGGUUGUUUGUGUUUGUGUUUUUUUUUUUUUGUUUACUUGGCACACGAUAAAGCCAGCUUUUAUCAAAGCACCUGCUGCAUUAAGCUACGUCGUACCCACGAGUGGAACACUACAGUCCUCCUGAGAGAGCCAGAGAAGGGACCCGCUCCGAAUACACACAACACAUUUACCCCGCGCGUUCGCUACAGACCCUGGGCGGGUCGGGCCUCCAACAGGCCUCCGUUCCCGGUCGUACUUCAGGCCCCCCCCCCCCCUCCACCGCUGGCACCUUGGUGGUCUCGACGCGGAAACCGCCAACGUCCCUUCCCGCACGUUCCUGGCCUGUAGCGUUCUUCAGGUAGCAACUAGUACUGUAGCAUCGCAUAGCCUCCUCCUCCUCCUCCUCCUGGUAAAGCUUCAGUAAUCAGCCGAUCGCGUCAGUGAGUACGGGGAAAGAGCGCUUCACGCUCGGCUGUCUGCCUCAGUGACACCCUCCUCCCUGUGUCUCCCUCCCUGCCCACUGGCCGCGGGGUGAUCCUAUUAUUUAUGGAUGCCCUGGUCGAGGGGUCGGAGUGCUCGGUUCAGACGUCCUACUUUGGCCUCUGUGCGUCCGGCUUUGUGUGACGUUUCAUUUAGAAGUCUUCGGGCCUCAUUGUGCCGCAACGGCAGGUCAUCCAUGCGUGUGAAACGGUACUGCUGAAGCAGAACCCCCCGCUACGGCCCCGUAAUCCACUCAGAGAACGCACACGCAGGCCUGCCGCGCGUGUGGAAAAAGAUAUAUAAAUAAAUACAACGAUACGCAGUUCUAUUUUUUAUUAUUUAUUGACAUUUUUUAUACACCCUUUACCGACUUUUUACAAGUGAGCUGAAUAUUAUAAUUUUUUGCCAAGUGCUUGCAAGUGUUUUAGUUGGACAGCAAAAUUUGCACUCUUUGUAGAAUAUUGAUUAUGUG
Molecule: messenger RNA, 4629 nt
Organism: Gadus chalcogrammus (walleye pollock)
Lineage: Eukaryota; Metazoa; Chordata; Actinopteri; Gadiformes; Gadidae
Gene: elmod3
Product: ELMO/CED-12 domain containing 3
Exons: 13
Coding region: 1081-2325 (414 amino acids)
Source: RefSeq, a predicted model, not a curated record